AUGGAAUUUGAAACAUAUUAUUAUAAAAUUGGUGAAAAUGAAACAAAUCUUGGAAUGUUCUACGAUAAAUUACCAAGUUCUCUUCAUGAAGAAAUUAGUGAAAAAUAUCAAGAAUGGAAAGAGAAAUUCUUAGCUAGGGAUGCCCUAGGUAGUAGAAUUGCUUUUCUAAGAAAAUGGGUUGAAAAGAAAUGUAGAGAGGUUGCAAGAACUCAACAAAUGAAGAGACAAUUUCUCACUUGUUGGGAUUUCCCAAAUAACUAUGGAUGUGAAAGAAAAAACUAUAAUAAGAGGAAGAAUUAUAAGAAAAAUAAAUUUGACAGAUCAAGAGGAGAAACCUAUAAGAAGAGGUACUGUAAACAUAAAUACAAAAAACCCAGUAGGUUUUUCAGAAAGGCAACAUAUUGUCCCGAGAAAAAGAAAACAUGCAAGUGUUGCUCUUGUGGAGAAUUAGGACACUAUGCUAAUGAAUGUAAGAAAGCUAAUCAUAUACUAAUGGAAGCCUUAGGUAGUUGGGACUACAUAGAAAUAUCAGAAGAUGAGGCUUUAGAUUUGGCUUUAAGUAAUAAUAAGGGAAUAGUAGAAAUCAUAGAAGAAGAAAAUGAGUAUAUUGAAGAACCUGAAGACUGUGAGUUUGAAGAUGAAAAUUAUGAAGAAAUAAAUAAUAUGAUGGAAGGGGAAAUAUUAGAAAAAAGAAUCAGACGAUGA
Molecule: messenger RNA, 705 nt
Organism: Chenopodium quinoa (quinoa)
Lineage: Eukaryota; Viridiplantae; Streptophyta; Magnoliopsida; Caryophyllales; Amaranthaceae
Exons: 1
Coding region: 1-705 (234 amino acids)
Molecular function (GO): nucleic acid binding; structural molecule activity; zinc ion binding
Source: RefSeq, a predicted model, not a curated record